CUAACAACCAAGCUUGCCUCAAGCUUGCAACCAUCAAGCACCAGCGAGCUAGCGCAACUCGACACCAAUAAGACAAAAACGCGCAGCGCAAAGGCAACUAAAGCGCUAUGGCUCCCGUCUCCGAGCCGCUGUCGCCCGGCGCGCAAGGCGCGGCCGGCGUGACCAAGAGCCAGGUCCGGCCCGACCUGCUGGCUUGGGGCGUCAAUCAGCUAUGGGGGCUGGAGCAGGCGGUGGAGAACUGGCUGGUGGGCUGGACGCCCAACCGCAUUCCCGACCUGCGCGGCCGCACGGCACUGGUGACGGGCGGCAGCAGCGGCAUCGGGCUGGAGGUGGCGCGCAAGCUGGCGCAGAACUGCUGCCGCGUCAUGCUGGUGGCGCGGGACCUAGCCAAGGGUGAGGCGGCGGCGGCGCACAUCCGGGAGAGCCUGGGUGACACCGUCAACGCCGGGACCGUGGAGGUGCUGCAGUGCAACCUGCUGUCACUGUCUGAGGUGGGAUCGCUGGUGGCUGAGGUGAAGCGGCGGCUGCGGGCGGCGGACCGCGGCAGGGACCCCGCGCACCCCGAGGGCGCGGGCGGACUGCACAUGCUGGUGUGCAACGCAGCCAUUUUCCAGCCGGGGGGCCUGGUGCGCUCCCCCCAGGGCAUCGAGCAGACCCUGGCCGUCGACUUCUACGCGCACGUGUCGCUGACCUUCGGGCUGAUGGAGGAGCUGAAGAAGGGCGCGGCGGGGCGCGGCGGGGCGCGCAUCGUGCUGCAGGCCAGCCAGGCUGAGCAGUUCGCGACGUACGACCCCGACAACCUCAAGGGCGAGCGCUUCACAGACAGCGGCAUGCAGCCCUACGCGUGCGCCAAGCUGUGGCUGCUCAUGUGGGGCGACGAGCUGCAGCGCCGGCUGAGGGCGCAGGGCGGAGACAGCGCCCGGAUCGACGUGUUCGCGGUGCACCCGGGUCUGGUUGACUCGCCGCUGAUGGACAAGGCCGACACAGCCCGGCACUGGAACGCCGCGCUCAUCGUGCUGCAGAACUGCGUCCUGGGCAUGCCCACCUGGCGCGGCAGCCUGCCCGCCCUGUACGCAGCCACGGAGCCGAGCCUGGCCGGCACCGGCUUCCGCUACUUCGGACCCAACUGGCUCAACAGCAACAUGCUGGGAGAGCGCAAGCCGGGCAACUGGCUGUGGCGGCGCGGCGGGCCCGAGCUGCGCAGCCGCCUGUUCGACGACGUGGCCAAGGUGCUGGCGGAGGUGGGGCAGAAGCCCAAGCACGUGCCGCCGCCGGCGGCCGGCAGCAGCGCCGCCCACAGCGCCGCCGGCGUCAGGGGCGGGCGCAAGCAGCAGUACGGCGCGGCAGAGGCGGCGGAGAAGGCGGCGGCGGCGGUGGCGCCCAAGGGCCACGCGGUGGCGGCGCACUGAUUGGGAUGCUGGUCGUAGUUGGCUGCUGAUUUUGAUGGAUGAUGAGUGCCGGUAGGUGAUGAGUGUCAAGUUGGAGUGUGGUGGGGCGACAGCGCUUUGCAUAGUAUACGUGCGAAGCGGCGAGGUGCAUGAAGGCACGUUUGGGUUGGUGGUUGCGAUUGCGAAUGCAUGUAUGGCAUCCGCCGCAUGCACGGACGAGUGCUGAUGUGGGUCGUGGGAUGGAAUUUGUAUGUUCUGGGUAGGGGCGGCCUCUGCAAGUUUUGCGCACGUGGGUAUGCGCCGCAAGAUGAAGAAGCAAAAGGGCUGUUAGUACGGUCCUAUUGU
This is a messenger RNA of Chlamydomonas reinhardtii, 1733 nucleotides long. RefSeq lists its product as uncharacterized. The transcript is spliced from 10 exons. The record is from RefSeq and is a predicted model, not a curated record. NCBI's taxonomy places the organism in Eukaryota, Viridiplantae, Chlorophyta, Chlorophyceae, Chlamydomonadales, Chlamydomonadaceae. The coding region runs from base 108 to 1409 and encodes 433 amino acids.